Molecule: messenger RNA, 747 nt
Organism: Drosophila erecta
Lineage: Eukaryota; Metazoa; Arthropoda; Insecta; Diptera; Drosophilidae
Product: c-Myc-binding protein homolog
Exons: 2
Coding region: 91-615 (174 amino acids)
Biological process (GO): regulation of DNA-templated transcription
Cellular component (GO): nucleus
Molecular function (GO): transcription coactivator activity
Source: RefSeq, a predicted model, not a curated record
CCUGGUACAGGUAGUGUGCAAAGGGGGCUUGACUUUAGUAUUUUUCGAAGUUGCGGCCACGGUCACACCGCACAUCUCCAUUUUGCAAAGAUGUCCUUUAAGCCCAUUGAUCCGAAGCGCGACGAGAUCCGGCGCUACCUGGAGCGCGGCAGCGUCCUGGACUCGCUGACCAAGAUCUUCAUACGUGUGAUCAAGGAGCGGCCGGAGAAUCCGAUGGAGUACAUCCGGAAUCACAUCGGUGUUGUGCGCCACCAGCACGACAAGUACGAGCGCCUGCAGCAGGAUUUGCAGCUGGCCAACGAGGAGAUCCAGCGGCUGCGUGCCAUCAUCAACAGCAUCAAUCCGGAGGUGCUCCAGGGCCAUCAGCCAGUGGCCCCCAGCGAAGUGGUCGCACCGGAGCAGCCAGAGAGCGUGGUCGAGUCCACUGAAGCGGCGGAGCAGCAGGAGAACGGCGGGUCAGGCCCAGAGAAACCCGGAGAAAGUUCGGACGCCGUGGCGGAGAUAACCGCUGUUGUGGAGGCCUGCCAGAUUGAGGAGAAAGCGGUGGUGGCCAGCGAGGAGGCCGCACAAGCAAGCCAAAACGUCCAAUCUGAAGCCAGUGGCUCCAGUGAGUAGAUCUCAGAUGACAGCAGCUCGCAGGCUCACACCAAAAGUAAACAGACAUCCCAUUAGAUGGCAUCCAUUUAGAAGAAAUGUUAAGUAAUUUCAGAAGUGUACAUGUAAAUAAAGCGAAAUACAAGUAAUGCA